AGGGUUCCGAGUGGAGCAGCCAUGAGCGCAGCAGCAGAGACCCAGGUGAAGUGUGUGCUGGUGGGGGACAGCGCCGUUGGGAAGACGGCCCUCCUGGUGCGCUUCACCUCGGAGACCUUCCCUGACUGCUACAAACCCACCGUUUACGAGAACACUGGAGUAGAAGUCUUCAUGGACGGGGUCCAGAUCAGCCUUGGUCUGUGGGACACGGCAGGAAAUGACACGUUCAGACAGAUCCGUCCGAUGUCCUAUCAGCAGGCUGAUGUGGUCCUGAUCUGCUACUCCGUGGCCAACCCCGUCCUGGCCAACGUCAAGAACAAGUGGCUGGGAGAGGUGCGUGAGAACCUCCCUCGGGUCCCGGUGCUGGUGGUGGCCACCCAGACAGACCAGCGCGAUACCGGGUCGCACCGCGUAUCCUGCUCCUCCGCCGCCGAGGGAAAACGCCUCGCCCAGGACGUACGGGCCAAGGGAUACCUGGAGUGCUCGUCGCUAAGCAACCGCGGCGUGCAACAAGUGUUUGAGUGUGCGGUGCGGACAGCGGUGAACCAGGCCAGGAAACGGACGCGCCCACGGAUGUUUGAUAUCAACAGCUGCACGGUGUUUUGACCUCUGACCUCUAACCUUUUGGGACUGGGUGGGCGGUGGUCGGUGGAUACUGAAGCAACUGCUGAUCUGGGAUCAGGUCUCGACCAGCGGUGACUCCGACUUGGACUCAACACCACGGGGCUGGACUGGGUGUUUAGUGACUCGACUACGUCACUGUGUCUGACUCGAACUAUUAGAAGGAUGAAGUCCUCUCUGACCAAGGACCUGUGGUUUUAGGGGAACUCUUUAUCUAACUGUUUAUUUUUUUUUUUUUUUACCAAAGGGUCUAAACAAACUACAGUACACAGACAUCUGUCUAAAAGGCCCUAACUUUUAAACCGUUUUUUUUUUUGUGUGUGUUUAUUUUGGGACACACUCCUGUGUACUCUGGGUACGAAGCUUUUGUUGUGCCGUAAGCCAGUGAGCCUCCAAUGUGUUGUUUUGACCGCUAACCUUUUGAUGACUGGACACGUGGAUCUGUAGAUGACCCUCUGUAGAUGAUCAGGUAUUUAAAUGUGAUGGUAACAGAGAUGAUCAGGUAUUUAAAUGUGAUGGUAACAGAGAUGAUCAGGUAUUUAGAUGUGAUGGUAACAGAGAUGAUCAGGUAUUUAGAUGUGAUGGUAACAGAGAUGAUCAGGUAUUUUGAUGUGAUGGUAACAGAGAUGAUCAGGUAUUUAAAUGUGAUGGUAACAGAGAUGAUCAGGUAUUUUGAUGUGAUGGUAACAGAGAUGAUCAGAUAUUUAAAUGUGAUGGUAACAGAGAUGAUCAGGUAUUUUGAUGUGAUGGUAACAGAGAUGAUCAGAUAUUUAAAUGUGAUGGUAACAGAGAUGAUCAGGUAUUUUGAUGUGAUGGUAACAGAGAUGAUCAGAUAUUUAAAUGUGAUGGUAAGAGAUGAUCAGGUAUUUAAAUGUGAUGGUAACAGACAUGAUCAGGUAUUUUGAUGUGAUGGUAACAGAGAUGAUCAGGUAUUUUUGAUGUGAUGGUAACAGAGAUGAUCAGGUAUUUUGAUGUGAUGGUAACAGAGAUGAUCAGGUAUUUUGAUGUGAUGGUAACAGAGAUGAUCAGGUAUUUUGAUGUGAUGGUAACAGAGAUGAUCAGGUAUUUUGAUGUGAUGGUAACAGAGAUGAUCAGGUAUUUAAAUGUGAUGGUAACAGAGAUGAUCAGGUAUUUAAAUGUGAUGGUAACAGAGAUGAUCAGGUAUUUUGAUGUGAUUGUCAGUCACACAAUAAUAACCUCCCUCUGUCCUCUUUGUUCAUUCCAGGGAGACGACGUUAAAUUUAAUUUACAGUUGAAGUCAGAAGUUUACAUACACCUUAGCCAAAUUCAUUUAAACUCAG
Messenger RNA from Coregonus clupeaformis (lake whitefish), 1922 nucleotides. RefSeq names its product rho-related GTP-binding protein RhoH. Gene Ontology annotation, biological process: small GTPase-mediated signal transduction. Gene Ontology annotation, molecular function: GTPase activity; GTP binding. The record is from RefSeq and is a predicted model, not a curated record. Lineage: Eukaryota; Metazoa; Chordata; Actinopteri; Salmoniformes; Salmonidae.